CCCCCGCCUGGAGCUUCCGUGCGCGGAACCUGAGGUCGGUUACGGCGGGGCGCCCGGGGCUCCGGGCCGGGGUGUUCCUCCGGCCAGCUUGGGGAUUUGGUUGGCCCCCCGGCUGGGGCUCCCACGGAAAGGUCUCCUGUUAGCGGCACACUUGCGGGCACCUCCAGGACUAGCCGGCAGAGACCUUGAUGAGCAGCAACAGCAAUAAAAGAGCUCCGACAACAGCGACCCAGCGGCUGAAACAGGACUAUCUUCGGAUCAAGAAGGACCCGGUGCCUUACAUCUGUGCUGAGCCCCUCCCUUCCAACAUUCUUGAAUGGCACUAUGUGGUCCGAGGCCCAGAGAUGACUCCUUAUGAAGGUGGCUAUUACCACGGGAAACUAGUUUUCCCCAGAGAAUUUCCUUUUAAACCUCCUAGUAUUUAUAUGAUAACACCCAAUGGAAGAUUUAAGUGCAACACAAGGCUGUGUCUUUCCAUCACGGAUUUCCACCCAGACACGUGGAACCCAGCCUGGUCCGUCUCCACCAUCCUGACCGGGCUCCUUAGCUUCAUGGUGGAGAAGGGCCCCACCCUGGGCAGUAUAGAGACGUCGGAUUUCACGAAAAGACAGCUGGCUGCACAAAGUUUAGUGUUUAAUUUAAAAGACAAGGUCUUCUGUGAAUUAUUCCCCGAAGUCGUGGAGGAAAUUAAACAAAAACAAAAAGCUCAAGAUGAACUCAGUAGCCGACCCCAGGCUCUCCCCUUACCGGAUGUGGUUCCAGACGGGGAAACACACCACGGUCAGAACGGGCUUCAGCUCCUCAACGGGCACGCGCCAGGGGCCGGGCCGCACCUCGCAGGCCUCCAGCAGGCCAACCGGCACCACGGACUCCUGGGCGGCGCCCUGGCGAACUUAUUUGUUAUAGUUGGGUUUGCAGCCUUUGCCUACACGGUCAAGUACGUGCUGAGAAGCAUAGCGCAGGAGUGAGCCCUGCGCCGCAGCCAGCGGAGGUGGUCAGAACCGAGGGCACUGCGCCCGAGCUUGCCAUGCACUGGCUGGACGCGCCACCGCACGCAGGGUGGACCUGCCUGACUCCUGGGGUUAGCUUUUUAAAAACCUUUAAAAGGAAAACAAAAACCAAAGCGUGUAAUUUGGAUUUAGAGGAGAUGCAAGAUUCUCCGCUCCCUGUCCUCGCCCUGGGGUCUGUUGGGGACCAUGGAACUUGGGUGUUGAGGUGGGACCUCAUGCUUUGGUUUUAUAGCUUAAUCUCCUGUAUCGUCUUUCGGACCUGUUUUAGUAAACCUGUUUUUCAUUUUACUAGAUUUGGUCACUUAAAAAUACAAAACUCGAUUAUCAAA
This is a messenger RNA of Hyaena hyaena (striped hyena), 1339 nucleotides long. RefSeq names its product ubiquitin conjugating enzyme E2 J2 (gene UBE2J2). Lineage: Eukaryota; Metazoa; Chordata; Mammalia; Carnivora; Hyaenidae. Bases 189 to 968 code for a protein of 259 amino acids. The transcript is spliced from 7 exons. The record is from RefSeq and is a predicted model, not a curated record.